Messenger RNA from Hyalella azteca, 852 nucleotides. RefSeq lists its product as uncharacterized. NCBI's taxonomy places the organism in Eukaryota, Metazoa, Arthropoda, Malacostraca, Amphipoda, Hyalellidae. The transcript is spliced from 6 exons. The coding region runs from base 47 to 748 and encodes 233 amino acids. The record is from RefSeq and is a predicted model, not a curated record.
CAGCUAUCUCGUCCAGCCGCUGCAUUAUACGUCACCAGUCGAGAAGAUGGGAUCUUUGGUACGCGUCUUACCUGCCCUCGUGGCCGCGAUAUCUUGCUUCACGGCGCUGGCCAUCGACAUUCCCGACCUGCGGUACCUGAAAGCCUACACCGACUAUGACCCCGACGGCCCCUACCACGAGUUCCUGGACUACUCCCCCGACCUCAGCGUCCAGGGCUUGGAUGAUUUCACCAUUAAACGCAUCUGCUUAACUGGACAAUGGAUCAUGUGCAGUGAGCGCUACUACAGUGGAUUUAGCAUUAAUUAUGGCGGGGUCAACCACUGCUACAACCUGUCUUCCAGUUACCCUAUAUCUUCUCUGCGGUACGCGGGCAGCCCCUACGGCCUGGACGACGUCUACUACAACCUCUACGAGGGGGAGAACAGGACGGGCAAUGAAUUCAAAGGCAACACAAACGUCCCGACGGUCGCAAACUUAGACAUGAAAGUGUCCUCCUUCUCCAUCAGUGGACAAACGCCGUGGACUUUCUUCACGGGCCUGCAGUACGCCGGGGAGGCCGUGUGCGUGUACCCGAUUUAUAUGACCAACGGCGGCAUUUAUUUGCAUCUCGGAGGAGUUUUAAGGAUUACAGACUUAGGCUUACCGGACAACUCGAUCAGGUCGGUGGCCAAGGGCUGCCUCACCGACAACGUCUACAGGGGCGACCGCCCCCACCAGGGGGAGCUCGGAGACCAGGACGGACAUUAGGACAUUCGACAAGUGCUGCAUGAAGUAGAAGACCUCCUGCCUUGAUAACCUAAAGAAUAUAUGAUUCCAAACGAUAUCACAGACGUUUCACUUUCACGUUUUGG